Molecule: messenger RNA, 1352 nt
Organism: Musca domestica (house fly)
Lineage: Eukaryota; Metazoa; Arthropoda; Insecta; Diptera; Muscidae
Gene: ImpE3
Exons: 1
Coding region: 359-1303 (314 amino acids)
Source: RefSeq, a predicted model, not a curated record
AUUAUGGAAAACAAAAACACGAAAUACCACCACAAAGAGCACUACCACACACAGCGGAGAGGAGGAGGAGCAGUAAGUUAGUGGCUUUGUCAUAGUUUUUGGAUGUAGAGUUGACGACGCUUUAAGCCAAAUCUGCGUUUUAGUCAAGUUCAAGUUCUGAAGGGAAGAAGUGUUGUGUUGUCUGUCGAAAUUUUCGGGCCAAAAGCGUGCGUCGUUUUUCACCAAAAAACUUACCCACACAUACAUACACACACAAGCCGCUUAGUAUGUCAUGUUGAUACGCCAUCAAAACGGGCCGUAGAACAUCGUUGUUUUGACGGAUUGAAUUUAUUUAUAAUAACCACAAAUAGCUUACAAAAUGUUGUGGAAAAUAAUAUUGAUAUAUUUUGUGACAAGCCAGAAUCGACAGAUUUUUGUUUAUGGCGCCAAUUUGUUGGAUAGCUACUUGCCAGCAUCUAUGCAAGCUUUAGCCUACUACAUUGAUCACUUGCAAUACGAACCGAUAUCGUCGACAACGGUGGAGCCACCAUUUAUGGCAAAUGACAAGCUGAACAGAUCUUCAACGACAACAACAACACCAAGACCAAUUACCACCAGCAAACCGCAACCAACAACGACAGGUUGGUGGAUUCCUCCAGCUUGGUGGGGCGGUGGUAUUGGAGCCCUUACGACCACAGAGAAACCAACAAAUCCUCCCACCCCACCACACAAACCUGCCCUUUAUGCCCCCGAAACGCCCAUAAAACUUAAACAUGAACCCGAGGGUUAUGAAAUAUUCUAUGAAAUGGCCGAAAAACCCGAUGGUCUGGCAAAUCUUCCGCUAUCUCUGAUACGCGACAUAAUAACCGAACCAAAUCAUGAUGAUUUUAACAAUGAUGUGGAGUCACUGGAUAAUUUUCUACGCCUAUACGAUGAUAACUAUGGACGUGCCACCAUUGAUGCCGAUACAGCCAUGGAUCGUUGGUCCACCACCUCCACGGCUGGCAAGAAACGUGUACCACCCACCAAACCCUAUGUGGAAUUUUUAUUGGUCUACGAUUUGCUGAAACGUGAUGCCAAAUCUUCCAAUCUCAGCAAAUAUGAGGGGUAUUCCGACAAUCUGCUGCAGGAUCUGAAUGAACUCUCCAAAAUGUCCUCGGCCCGUCAAUUGCACACACUAUUUCAACGCAUGCUCGAUCGUCGUGACAUACAACGCAGUGAUGUGGUCUCUCGCAUUCAGGGUUUGGUCAACGAUCUGGGCAAUCCGGAUAGCCCCACUGUCAAAGCUCUACAAUUUAUACCAGCCAUGCCAUUUUUACCGUGAAUUUUCUACAAUUUAAGAAGUUUUUUUAAAUAUUAUUUUAAUUUUUUUU